AUGAGUACCUCAGUCUCUAUCCCGCCCGACAUUAUCGCCUUCGUCUCUGCCUCCACACCCACUCUCAAGAAUCUAACUAUCAGCGCCGUAUGGCUCGGUGUAUCCAUCCCUCUUCUUAUUGUUCUUUUCUUCUUCUCUACAGAGAAACUGCGCAGGAAACCGAUUUUCAUCCUCAAUGCCAUUUCCAUUUCAGUGGGGAUUAUCAUGGGGCUUCUGAAUGUCGUUCUUUUGGUGAAGUUCCUCCUCACUGUUCAGAUAACAACGACCAAGGUUCUGCUAGCGAUCUUUGUGCCCAUUGCAUUGCUCAAAUCUGGAAGACUGGCGAACCUCAUCCUCUGGGUACACCGCUAUUCGAUCCUCAUCAGGACAGCUAACUACACUCAGUUGGCGGUGUUGUCUGAGGGUCUGCCAGAAGCAACUGUCGAGUGGACCUUGCAAGUGGUGGAUAACGCCACAUCUUCAAGUUUGUUCCUUUGGCGCCUUUACAAAAAUGCACGGCUCCCAGCAGGCCUCAGCCGGAAUAAUGGUAAAUCCAGUAGCCACUGGGAUGAUGGGUCGCAGACGCUCCACGGAUCAUCCCAGGUGUCGAUGAGGUUCGCCACAAAUUCGGAUAUCGAUACGACACGCCAGGACACCGUGACUAGCGGAAAUACGAUGCGGCUGGGAGUCGUUCCGGACGAGAUUAUACUACAUUCGUUCAAGUCUUCUAACGAUACGGAUAUAGAGGACAAUAAGCAGUAG
Messenger RNA from Postia placenta MAD-698-R-SB12, 741 nucleotides. RefSeq lists its product as hypothetical. Lineage: Eukaryota; Fungi; Basidiomycota; Agaricomycetes; Polyporales; Adustoporiaceae. The transcript is spliced from 4 exons. Bases 1 to 741 code for a protein of 246 amino acids. The record is from RefSeq and is a predicted model, not a curated record.